AUGAAGAAUGGAAAACCUGGUGGAGACGACGGGAUUAGCGCAGAAACGCUCAGAUAUCUUUCUCCGUCUGGGAUUCGUGGGAUAACAAAGAUCAUCCGUUCAAUAUGGAUAGACGAAAGGAUACCUGAUUCGUGGAGAAACGCUAUCAGAAUUCCCCUCCACAAGAAGUUAUCCGUCACGGACCCUAGGAAUAAUCGAGGAAUCUCUUUGCUGCGUGUUAUGUACAAGGUAUUGGAGCGCAUUAUCCUGGACCGACUCAUUAAACAUCGCGAAGAAACAACGCGCGACAAACAAGCUGGCUUUCGUCCUGGCCGAUCUACGACUGGCCAGGUGUUCGUCGUCAGGAGUGUGAUCGAAAUCUGGCAGCGGCAUUCGAAGCCAAUGCAACUGGCGUUUCUAGACUUUGAAGCCGCGUUCGACUCUUUUCACCGAGGCCGUCUUCCCAACGCGCUUCGCGCUGAUGGAGUACCAGGAAAGUUCGUUCGCUUGCUUGAUGACAUGAAUCAACGAACAACUGCUGCAGUUCGAACACCAGCCGGAUGUACAACACCGUUUGAAAUGGUAACUGGAGUAGGACAAGGGGCAGUGGUAGGACCCUUCCUGUUCAAUUUCGCCAUCGACGGCAUUAUGCGAAGAACAGCAGAUCAGCGUUCUGCCGAUAUCAUCAGAACAUCCUUUAACCGAUCUCGAGUACGCUGA
Necator americanus (New World hookworm) is the source of this 699-nucleotide messenger RNA. RefSeq lists its product as uncharacterized. The transcript has a single exon. The record is from RefSeq and is a predicted model, not a curated record. Bases 1 to 699 code for a protein of 232 amino acids. NCBI's taxonomy places the organism in Eukaryota, Metazoa, Nematoda, Chromadorea, Rhabditida, Ancylostomatidae.